CGGGAAGUAGAGUGAGGAUGAUGACAAGAAGGUGCACAGUUAUCUGCAAAUUUCAUUGACCAUCAGGGGAGAUGAACAACUUAAACGACCCCGACUGGAAUAUAAGGCCCGAUGAAGGGGCAGGUGGAGGGAACAGCAAAUGGAACUAUGCCCUUCUGGUGCCCAUGUUGGGGCUAGCAGCUUUCCGAUGGAUCUGGUCCAGGGAGUCAGAGAGCGAGAUCCAGGAGGCCAGGAGUAAAUACGACAAGAACAUGAAGGCCAUCCAGGCCGAGCUGGAGCUCAAGUACCGCCAGUCGCUCUUGGAGAGCCGUCGGGAGCUGGUGCAGUUGGAGCUGGAGCUGGAGAGGGAACGCAGGCGAGUGGAGGGCUUCAAACAGGCCCUGACCAACCAGAGCCAGCAGCUGAUAGAGGAGAGGAGAGGACUGAGGCGCGAGCAGCAGGCCCUGGACCUGGCGAAGGGUCGUCUGCAGGAGUCGGGGGCCAUGGGAGCGCUGCUGGACGACGCCCUGGAGAGGGAGCGACGGCGGGAGCAGGCGGCCAUGACGGCCCUGAACAAGGUGGAGGAGCGUCUGGUGGAGAGGCAGAGUGCCUACUGCAGCAUCCUGGUACCGCGGGAGAAGAGGCUGGACAUAGAGAAGGAGCUGCUGGUGACGUCGGCCCGGGAGCCCUCGCUGGCACGCCUGGGCAUGGAGGAGAGCCUCCGCGACAUCUUCAAGAACGACCACAGCUGCGCCGAGUACCUCAACACAGACAAGCGCAGGAACGGCAGCCUGAUGUGGGCGUACCUGCGCUACUGGCAGCUGCAGGUCAGGCUGGAAACGCACCAGAGGGCAGAGGCGUCGCUACAGCAUGGGAACAAAUGAGGAACGCACCAGAGGGGUACACAUGGGUUUUACAUUUUUGUUUUCCCCUGACUGCGCGAAACUAACUGCGCACAACUCAACCUCUGAUUGUUGUAAACCGCUGUCGAUCAAAAAAUUAGCUCACAUGGUUGGCUGCCAGUGUCUUGCCCCUCCUCACAAUAUUGUGUUUACAAACACGGUGAACCGGUGUAUACUAAGAAGCUGGUUCAGGAGUAAACUAUUUUCUUAAAGGGGCACAAUGUAGGAUUACGUAGUUAGCGAGGUGCCCGUGGCAUGCCUGUCUCAAAA
This is a messenger RNA of Engraulis encrasicolus (European anchovy), 1151 nucleotides long. It is a transcript of the gene ccdc127b, whose product is annotated as coiled-coil domain containing 127b. NCBI's taxonomy places the organism in Eukaryota, Metazoa, Chordata, Actinopteri, Clupeiformes, Engraulidae. The record is from RefSeq and is a predicted model, not a curated record. The transcript has 6 exons. The coding region runs from base 72 to 863 and encodes 263 amino acids.